UGUGCGCCUUGUGAGCGCGUUUGGAUCCACGAAGGCAAUCGCUCGGAUGUUCCCCUAACCCAACCCGGGAAUGGACCGGAGGGAACCGCAGCAUGGGGAAUGUCCGCGUCUCGUCGCAAGGCUCAUUUUGAGUUGUGGGUCAUAGGGCGGGCAGCUUUAUCUGAUCAAGGGCCGGGGCACAAGGGUCCUGGUACUAUCCAGUUCCGCCCCCUUCUCCCAUGCCGAGUCACAGGUAGCGCCUUGGAAAGCACGGACGAGCCACAUGCAGGGAAACUUGCACGUGUGGUUCUGGCCGGGGACCCCGCAGAAACUAAUCGAGCUCCGUUUGAUCUCCCAGAAGCGGAAGCUGAAUCAGUUGCAGGCUAUAAUGUAGAAUAUGCGCGGGAUGCGAUCCUUAAUAGUCCACUGUUGGCGGAAGCCAAUGUCCCGGGGUCCCGGGGACUCAUUCUGACUGAAACAAGGGGUGGGUCUUUACCAAUUUGA
Molecule: messenger RNA, 483 nt
Organism: Linum tenue
Lineage: Eukaryota; Viridiplantae; Streptophyta; Magnoliopsida; Malpighiales; Linaceae
Source: the annotation of a GenBank genome assembly